Messenger RNA from Drosophila erecta, 867 nucleotides. RefSeq names its product enhancer of split m7 protein (gene E(spl)m7-HLH). Gene Ontology annotation, molecular function: protein dimerization activity; RNA polymerase II cis-regulatory region sequence-specific DNA binding; DNA-binding transcription factor activity, RNA polymerase II-specific. Gene Ontology annotation, biological process: regulation of neurogenesis; regulation of transcription by RNA polymerase II; anterior/posterior pattern specification. The transcript has a single exon. Gene Ontology annotation, cellular component: nucleus. The coding region runs from base 159 to 719 and encodes 186 amino acids. The record is from RefSeq and is a predicted model, not a curated record. NCBI's taxonomy places the organism in Eukaryota, Metazoa, Arthropoda, Insecta, Diptera, Drosophilidae.
AAGCAGCGGUAACCGGAGACGAAUGCAACAUUUCCAACGCAAUCGUCGUGCAGUCAACAUCUCAGGAUAGCCUCCUCGAAAGAUCGAAGAAGUUCUUCAACAGGUCAUUCUUCAAGUUACCGAUACACACACACACAAUAUAAACAAAACCAAACGAAAUGGCCACCAAAUACGAGAUGUCCAAAACUUAUCAGUACCGCAAGGUGAUGAAGCCUUUGCUGGAGCGGAAGCGUCGUGCCAGGAUCAACAAGUGCCUGGACGAGCUCAAGGAUCUGAUGGCCGAGUGCGUUGCCCAGACUGGCGAUGCCAAAUUCGAGAAGGCCGACAUCCUGGAAGUCACCGUGCAGCAUCUCCGCAAGCUGAAAGAGUCUAAGAAGCAAGUGCCGGCCAAUCCCGAGCAAAGUUUCCGUGCUGGAUACAUCCGUGCAGCCAACGAAGUGUCCCGCGCCCUGGCCUCCCUUCCCCGUGUGGAUGUAGCUUUUGGAACCACACUGAUGACCCAUCUGGGCAUGCGUCUCAACCAACUGGAGCAGCCCAUGGAACAACGGCAGGCAGUCAACACUCCGCUCAGUAUCGUCUGCGGAUCCAGCUUGAGCUCCAGCUCCUACUCCAGUGCCAGCUCCUGCUCCUCGAUCAGUCCCGUUUCCAGUGGAUAUGCCAGCGAUAACGAGUCCCUGCUCCAGAUCAGUAGCCCCGGACAGGUGUGGCGCCCCUGGUAAACUAGAGAUCCAGUUCGAGGGACUGAAUUCCCGACGGGCAAUCACGCAAUUGGAACCGCAGCUUUAGAAAAAAUGCUUUACAAUGAUCCUCAUUUAUUUGUUACGUUACCAAGUUUUAGGUUUCUAAGUUAAGUCUGUGAUAGGGCAC